CUUCCCCACGAUUGCCGGUUCAACACAUCUGCGAUCCGUCAAGAUUGUCCCAAACGCGUCUUACUCCCUCAACUUUGACAAGUUUCUCCAAACAUGCCCGCGGGCAACAUCAACGACGAUUCUUUCUACCUUUACGACCUAAAAGUCGAGGUAGUAUGCCCCCCUGAGAAGAGGAUCCUAUGCGGCGCGAAGCCGGGCGACCACUUCACGCUUCAGGGCGAGAUGCUUUACUUGCCCCCUGGGCAAGGUAUUAGCAUAUACAGUCUGGCCGCCGUGCUUCCUCUCCUUGCCGCUAAGCAGAGAGUGACAGCUGCCAACGACUGGAUGACCACCGAUGCCCUCAUAGCAUGUCCAGAUCCACACUGUCCGUCGCAACUGCGAAUCAUCCGGCAGGGAGCUAGGAAGUUUUCCCAUGCCGAGACAACAGUAGUGUCCGUAGCUUAAUGUCUUAAUGUCAACGGGGAAGGAUAGUGAAAGAAUGGGGAAUCCAAAUUGACGGCGAAUGCUAUAUGGUGCACAACUAAAUCCCAGAGGUCCGUGAACUAGGGUAGGAAUGUAUCAUUCGUGGGAUCAAAUCCCGCGCUUGUAAAUAAUUCGAACCAAAUUUGAUUAUUCGCUUCCGG
Molecule: messenger RNA, 623 nt
Organism: Purpureocillium takamizusanense
Lineage: Eukaryota; Fungi; Ascomycota; Sordariomycetes; Hypocreales; Ophiocordycipitaceae
Exons: 2
Coding region: 94-444 (116 amino acids)
Source: RefSeq, a predicted model, not a curated record